AUGGAUCAAACUGUUCGAGAAACAUCAGCUCGAGCAGUCGCAGCAGAUUUUCUCUCACGCUUAAAAAAAAAAGGAGACGACAAUCGAUUGAAAGUAGCCAGACAACUUUAUAAUUAUGUAAAUGGAGAGUUAAGAGAUAACAGUGAUCAGUUUAUAGAAGAAUUUUUCGCUACCUUCGACGCUAAAGUUGAUCAAAGUGCUAUUCACACAUUAAUAACAAGUAUGGAUGGUGAUGAAAGGAAAGCAGGGAUAUUUUUAAUAGCUUGUUUGGUUGAAAAUGCUGGGGAUGAAGCAAAACGUGUUCCUCGUUUUGCGAAGUAUCUUUUGAAAGCACUCAUACAGGGUGAUGAAGCAGGUAUGAAACUAGCCGCUAGAGCGAUAGUAUAUUUGAUUCAGACGUCGAAAACUUUUGCAGCUGAAUUAGUAGAAAAGUCCAUUAAUCAGGUAUGUGAAUGGCUUGAAGAAUCUGAAAGGUUCGAAUCACGUCGACUUGCUGCCGUUCUUCUAGCAAAGCAAUUGGCUUUGUAUACGUCUACAUCAUUUUUCUUACGUGCAUCUAAUUUCUUUUCAAAUAUUUUCAAAGUCAUCAGGGAUCCCAAAGUUUCGAUACGUAUAGCAGCAACUAAAGCGUUGCAUGCCGCUCUCGCCGUUACAUCACAACGUGAAGCACGUCAAAAAUCAGAAUGGUAUUGGCACUGUUACGAAGAAGCAAUAAGUUGUUUGAAGUUUGAUGCUUUAAGUCGAGAUGAAAGACAGCAUUCAAUGCUUCUGAUAUUAAAUGAACUGCUUCGUAUUGGCAAUGCUGCAGCGGAACGCCAACGUAUUUUGGCACUUGGUCGCCAACCCCAGCAAAAUGUUCGAACAGUAAUUGGGUCAAAUGCAGUUGACUGGCUCACAGAGCGUACACAUUCAGUGACUGUUGAUAGUCGAACUGCUAAUCAACUUAUUGCUGAAAAAUUUGACGAUAUUUAUCGUGUGUGUAAUCUUGCAUAUACUUCACGUUAUGUUUACUGUCAGGCAACAUUGCUUGAAAUUUUACCUCGUCUUUCUUCAUUUCAAAAGACGCAGUUAGCAAAAGCUACGGUAUUUGAUAUCGACAUAAAUGCAAUGUUCAACCAUGCUUUGAUGAUGACAGCUAAACAUACAUUUGCUCUAUUUACUCUUGGUUUAUUAGUCCUUGAUCGUCCUAAAGAACUCUUGUCAAGAGUGCCUCGUCUUUUCGCUGUGAUACAGAUGCAGUUGCAAACCGCAGCAAACAAGCAUAAAUUGGUUGACGAACAUAUUUUUUUGUGCUUGACGUUAGUUAUUCAUGCGCUGAAAGAAAAUAUAGAGACAGAAGUUAAGGCAUUAUUACCGAUUUUGUUCUCGACGGGCCUUUCAAAAGGAUUAACGGAUGUUGCGUACGAAAUAAUACAGUCAUUACCUAGAUUAAAGACUGAAAUACUUGAUGGUUUGUUGAAAGAACUUUGUCAGUUGUUGAUGAACCGUAAGCUACCUAGUAAACUUGAUCCACCAACGGAGCCUCUAAUGCCAACUGGACCAGUGAAUGUCACUAAUGUAGUAUUGACAAAUCUUGCUUUGGCCACUCUUGGUCGAUUUGAAUUCCAACGACAUGCUCUUCAAAUGUUUAUAAAUUAUAUUGCUCACGGUUACUUAUCCUGCGAUUGCAUAGAGGUGCGUUUAGCUGCAGUAGAUUGUUGUGCCAGGAUGUUGACUCCGUUUGUGAGAGUUUUUGAAUCUUUCGGUUGUGCUGACAAAAAUCAGCGAUUCAAUGUUUUGAAUUUAAUUCAGUCUGUCCUUCGGCAGUUGGUCAUGGUUGCUGUUGUUGACCCAUCAGUGGAAGUACGCUUAAGAGUUUUACAGUGCUUCAAAGAUGGUGAUCCACUUCUAUUGUCACAUUUAGCACAGACUGAUAUGCUUGAUUUCAUUUUCAUGACUUUGCGUGAUGAAAAGCUGGAGAUGCAGGAACACGCUGUAGCCUUGCUUGGAAAAUUGGGCAGCUUGAAUCCAGCUUAUGUCUUGCCAACAUUACGAAGUGUUUUAUUGGAAACACUAUCUCAGUUAACUCACAGCGGUGUUCAAAGGCUUGAGGAACACAGCGCUCGUUUAAUUGCUCAGGUGGCUAAGCAGUCUCCAAAGUUCAUGAAACCAUAUACGAAUCCAGUAUUGACAGCUUUAGUUCCAAAACUAAGCUCUGAAGUCAGUCAUGUAGAUGUUACUGUACAGAUUUUGAAUGCUAUCAGUGAGUUGGCGGUCACUGGUGGUGCCGACUUGGUACUUUCUAUUGAGACGCUUUUUCCGUCUUUAGUUCAAUUUCUGCAGGAUUCGAGUAGUUUGAGUCGCAGAGAGGCUGCUUUGCGUACUAUGGGGCAGCUUUGUCAAAAUGCAGCAUAUGUUGUAGAGCCGUAUAAAAAUUACCCUGAGUUGUUGGACGUUCUUCUGAAGUUGCUAAGAACAGAAAUGAGUGUAUCAAUGCGUCGAAUGACUAUGAGAGUCUUGGGCAUUAUUGGAGCUUUGGAUCCAUUCAUGCAUAAAGUUUUCACUGGUAAAGUUUCCUCUCAGAAAUCAAAUUCAUUGGCCUUAUCAUUACCAGCAACGUCUCCAUUGUCAGAUAUGAAAAAUGACAUUAUUCAGUGGUUUCAUUAUGAAAGAUGCACUUUAUCGGAACUGUAUCCUGCAGUUUCGAUAGCGCAUUUGAUGCAAAUGCUGAAUGAUGAUGCACUCAGUCAUUUGCACUGUGAUAUUACUCAGGCACUAUUAACUGUAUUUGGCAGCAUUGGUCCAAGUUGUAAUCUUUACGUAGAUAAGGUGAUACCUCGAUUGAUUGAAGUAAUACAAGUAACUAAUCGGCCUGAUUUGAAACAGUUUUAUUUUCAACAGUUGGCUAAUUUUAUUGCAAUAAUUGGUGGAAGCAUGAAGCCUUUUAUGCCGAAAUUGUUUGCUUUAGUCAGAGAAUCAUGGUCAGAUGAUAUAGGCAUGCGACUUACUAUUGUUAACGUCAUGCAACAAAUUGGUACUGCAUUAGGCGCUUCUUUUGCGCCUUACAUUCCUGACUUUUGUCCAUAUCUUUUGAAAAUUGUUCAGUCAGAUCGCACUAUGGAUAGAGCCAUCACUUGCGCUGUGUUCACAUGUGUGCAGUCAAUAUCAAUGUGUCUGGCUCCGCAUAUUUAUCUUGUUUUGCCACCCAUUUUGUCUGUGCUUGGUGAUAGAACCAUCAAUGUUGAGGUGCGAAAAAUUGCAUUAGACACUGUUUAUCGGAUGGCUGAAACUAAUUGUAUUCGUGAACAUGCUCCGAGAAUAAUGCAAGUUUGGUUGCGAGUUAUUUCCGUUCCUGUAAUGCAACAAAAAUUGUUGCUUUUGUUAGUGAUCAUAGUUCGACAAAUGUCGAAACAAUUUCUAGUUUUCCGCAAAAGUGUUGAUAACGCCCUUAACCGGCAUAAUUUGCACUGCGAAGACUACAUGAAGCUUAUAUUACAACUCGAUGAAGGAAGCGCCAUAUUCCCUUUGCAGUAUCCAGCUUCUAAUCAAAUAAAACAGUUUCUUACGUGCACUCGUCAUGAAAAAGGACAACGGAUUAAUUUUGAUGAUUGGGAUCAGUGGCUUAUUUUGUUGCGCAUUCAGUUUAUCCGGCAAAGUCCUUCUUCAGCUCUUCGUGCUUGUGCUCCUUUAGCUGAUGUUCAUAUGCCGCUUGCAAAAGAUCUCUUCAAUAUCGCUUUUAUGUCCGUCUGGACAGAUUUUGACGAAAGGCAGCAGAUGGAUUUGGAAACUAAUCUUAAAUAUGCUCUUGAUUAUAGUAAUCAUACGGAUAUCAUACAAACGAUACUAAACCUUGCAGAAUUCAUGGAUCACUCGGAAAAAGGGCCCUUGCCUGUGGGUAACGAGCGGCUUUGUAAAUGCGCAGAACAAACUCGCGCUUAUGCCAAAGCUUUAAGAUAUAUUGAAUUAGAUAUUCGUGAGAAAUUCAGCAAAAAUCCGGAUGCGGAGCAUUGCCGUUCUCUUAUCACAUUUGCUAAUAAAUUAAAUGUUCAAGAAGAAGCGGCUGGAAUUGUGGAGUUUGCUCGAAAACACAAUAUGGAAAUUGGAAGACAAGGACGCUGGUAUGAAAAGCUAAAUGAGUGGGAGAAGGCUUUGGAGAUAUAUAACAAUGAAACUUGUAUCACUGAUGAGCUGUAUGAGCAUCAGAUGCGAUGCUUAGAGGCAUUAGGACAGUGGGAUGAAUUGAAUGAUCUUGGAAAAAAAGCGUUUGCGGAAGUCGGCGCCUCAACAAAUGCGAUCAGGAAACAAAACAUGGCAAUUACUGCAGCAAGAGGUUGUUGGGCGAUCGGUGAUUGGGAAGCAAUGAAGAAUUAUGUCUCACAAAUAAAUGAAAACAAUCAGGAUGGUUCGUUUCUUCGAGCUGUAAUGGCCAUUCGAAAUGAACAAUAUCGGGAUGCAAUGGCUUACAUUGAAAAAGUGCGAGACAUGUGUGACACUGAAUUAACAGUAAUGGUAUCUGAAAGCUAUGAAAGAGCAUAUGGAGCUAUGACUCUUGUGCAACAGCUUACUGAAUUAGAAGAAGCUAUCGAAUAUAAAAUGUGUCCUGAUCGUAGGACACGAAUUGCAGUUGUUUGGAGUCGCCGUUUGCAAGGAUGUCGACCAAAUAUUGAACAGUGGCAAAGGCUUCUUUUGGUGAAAUCCUUAGUGCUUUCACGAAGUGAUAUGCGUCCAAUGUGGAUUAAGUUUGCUUCUCUUUGUCGUCAGUAUGGAAAGUUAUCAAUGUCGCGUCGGAUUUUAGCAGAUUUACUUGGUUUAAAGAGAAGUGAUCAGCUACAUGAAAUACUAAAUUUACCAAUGGAUAAGCCAUCUUUGGUUUUGGCUGUUUGCAAGCAGUAUUGGGCAGAGAAUCUAACGCAUUUGGCUUGUACCACCCUCGAAACAUUAGUCAAUCAAUUUCAAACUGAAAAGAGAGAGAUGAUAAAAAAUAUGGGAAUGAGUCGUUUGGUUGCAAAAUGCUGUUUGAAACUCGGUGACUGGUACGAUGUUCUACCUCAAUCCCCAAAAGAUGUACAACCUUUUGUUGCGCAGCAACAUCCUCUCUCUCUUGAUACUUCUCAGCAACCGCUACUUAAUCAUGGCUUUAUCAUAAAUAUGCCUUCCGAUGUUCUAAUGAAUAAUCACGCCGAAACUCCGCCAGCGCUUUCGCCCAAUCUGUUCGAUCUACAAAUCUUACAGCCCUCAGCAACGCCUCCUUCUCUGACGCAGACUAUGAAGCUCUACUCAGAUGCUACUACGUUUGAUCCAACUUGGUACAAAGCAUGGUAUAAACUUGCAUCAGCAUAUUUCAAUGCAGCUAUGUAUCAGACACAGGAUUCGUUUUCACCGGGACCUCCGCCUCCUCCUUUUAUUGGUUUUAUGCCCAGUACACCCAUAUACGAUCUUCUUCGUACCACGGAACAUGAAGAAACUUCGUCUGAUAUUCUUCCUUCACAGCUGCAUCCACCUCCAUCUCUUCCCACUUCAACAAUUUCAAAUUCUACCUCCCCUGUAUUCAGCAAGUCAACGAUAUUUUUUGCUAAACAAGCGGUUUCUAGCUUCAUUAAAGCUAUUACUUUGGCUGAAGGAUCUCGAUUGGAAGACACACUACGAUUUUUAACUUUGUGGUUCAAACAUGGUGAUCAAGUAGAAGUUUUUGAAACUAUACAAGAAUCAUUAAAAUUAUUGCCAGUUGAGAUGUGGCUUGAGGUGAUUCCACAGUUGAUGGCACGAUUAGAUUCCCAACAAAAUGUUGCUCAGUUAGUCAAGGAAGUUGUGAUUGACUUGUCAAAAGUUCACCCUCAGUCUUUGGUUUAUGCUCUUACUGUUGCUGCAAAAUCAACAAAUUCGCGACGUUCAACCGUUGCUUCCGAAAUAUUGAAUAUUAUGAGUGAAACAGAGUCAACGCUUGUUGAACAAGCUAAACUUGUUAGUGAUGAGCUUAUCCGUUGCGCUAUUCUUUGGCAUGAGCAAUGGCAUGAAGCACUUGAUGAUGCAUCAAGGCUCUAUUUUCAGGACAAAAAUGUAAAAGCCAUGAUUGACUUGUUGAAUCCCUUACAUGAAAUGAUUGAACGUGGUGCAACUACGCUUAAGGAACAAUCUUUUAAACAGACAUAUGAAAAUGAACUCAAAGAAGCAUGGAAUGCUUGUCGCUGUUAUAUGCGCUCUCAGAAUGCUAAAGAACUUAAUCAAGCCUGGGACUUGUACUACAUUGUAUUCAGGAAGAUUUCAGCUCAACUUCGUCAGCUAACAUCGUUGGAUUUGAAUUAUGUUUCGCCCAGGCUAGUUAAAGCAAGAAAUUUGGAACUGGCAGUCCCUGGAACAUAUGAUCCAAAUGCACCACUGGUUACGAUAUCCUCGAUAAAUAAUAUAUUGCAGGUUAUCAACUCGAAACAGAGACCUAGGAAAAUAAUUAUGAAAGGAAGCGAUGGAAAAGAUUACAUAUUUCUUCUGAAAGGUCAUGAAGAUCCUCGGCAAGAUGAACGAGUGAUGCAGCUUUUUGGUCUAGUUAAUACUUUACUUUUGCACCAAGGUGACACGUCUCGUCGAAAUCUAACUAUCCAGCGUUACUCUAUUAUUGCUUUGAGUCAUAAUAGUGGACUUAUUGGUUGGGUUCCAAAUUGUGAUACUUUACAUUCAUUGAUUCGUGAUUAUCGUGAAAAAAAAGGGAUUCAAUUGUCAAUGGAACAUAAGAUAAUGCAAAGUUUCACGAACGAUUUGGAUCAACUGGCGUUAUUACAGAAAGUUCAGGUUUUCAAGCAUGCACUUGAAUUGACAAGUGGAAAUGAUCUACAACAGAUUUUAUGGCUCAAUUCCGAAAUUUGGUUUGACCGACGCACCAACUACACUCGUUCAAUGGCAUGUAUGUCUAUGGUGGGCUACAUCUUAGGACUUGGAGACCGGCAUCCAUCAAAUUUGAUGUUAGAUCGCGUUAGUGGCAAGAUUGUUCACAUCGAUUUUGGAGAUUGUUUCGAAGUUGCAAUGACGCGAGAAAAGUUUCCAGAAAAAAUACCAUUUAGAUUAACAAGAAUGCUUAUUCAGGCGAUGGAAGCUACAGGGAUUGAGGGUAAUUAUCGGAUAACUUGCGAACGUGUUUUACGUGUAUUGCGCUCAAAUAGAGAAAGCCUUCUUGCUGUACUUGAAGCAUUUGUGUAUGACCCACUUAUCAAUUGGCGAUUGACUGAAGGCAUCUUUAAUAUUUUUGGUGGCAAACGUCCACCUCCUGAAACGCUUCAAAAAGAUGGCCAAACUGAUUCAAAAGCAGAAUCAUCAUUAAAACGUAUAAGACAAAAGCUAGCAGGCCGAGAUUUUUGUCCAGAUGUAGAGUUUAGUGUGUCAGAACAAGUUGGCCGACUUAUUGAUCAAGCAAUUUUAGCUGAAAAUUUAUGUCAGUGCUACAUUGGUUGGUGCCCGUUUUGGUAG
Messenger RNA from Thelazia callipaeda (thelaziosis nematode), 7434 nucleotides. The record is from the annotation of a GenBank genome assembly. Lineage: Eukaryota; Metazoa; Nematoda; Chromadorea; Rhabditida; Thelaziidae.